Messenger RNA from Soboliphyme baturini, 498 nucleotides. Lineage: Eukaryota; Metazoa; Nematoda; Enoplea; Dioctophymatida; Soboliphymatidae. The record is from the annotation of a GenBank genome assembly.
AUGGACAUGAUCAUUGAUGAAGAAAUGGUUGCGGCACCGAACUCUGCCGCUGCCCAAAACGCCACUGAUGAAAUGUGCGUCGUCGAAUCAUGGGAUCGAGAUUUUGUGCCUUCAUUUGUUUCUUCACCGCUGGCCAGCCACCAGGGUUCUAGCGUGCCUCGUCCGUUUUACGAGAAGUUCGACCAGUUCCCCGUCAGUCAGCGCCGCAGUGAGGAACAGCGCCAGCGCCGGGCGACCGCUUCGUCGGCAGUCUCUGAAUCGUCUUCGGUCAUCGUCGGCUCUUACCCCCGCGGCUUCCUUCCGAACAAAGUAGCCGUCAGGCGCACACGUUACUACAGUCUGACGUUGCCGCUGCCGUCAAUGGCAAUCGUCACCAACGACCCGCCGAAGAAUGACUUGUCGCCAAAGAUUCUGACGCCUAGUCGAACCGUUUUCAACAUGUCAGACGGUGGAGGCAGCAGCUUCUAUUCGUACUUACUCGGUGAGUGCUGUUGUUGA